CAUCAAUAUGGAAGCUGACGUGCGAGUUAUAUUUUUUAUCUUCUUUUUAUUUACAAUUUCUAGUGUAGUAUCAGAAACUGUAGAAGGCCUUUAUGACAAAUCGGAUCUAAUAACAUGUCUGAAAUCAAAUGACUUCAACCAAACCAUAUCAAAGUCUUCAAAUCUGUGGUUGGUGGAGUUCUACUCCAGCUGGUGUGGGCAUUGUAUCAGAUAUGCUCCAACUUGGAAGGAACUUGCAAAUGACAUCAAAGGUUGGCACAGUGUUAUAAACAUUGCUGCAGUAGAUUGUGCCCAGGAGUACAAUACCAAAAUAUGCUAUGAGCAUGACAUCAAGGCAUUCCCAACGAUCAAGUAUUUCAAACCACACACAAAAACCAACAUGAACGGAUUCAUAAUUGACCAGAAGUUCACAGAUGCUGACACCAUAAGGGAACAUAUACUUGACCUCAUUGAAAGGUAUCAGAACUCCACAGAGUACAAGCAAGAUCCUCCAGAAUGGCCAGUCCUUCGCAAGUUGAGAAAAGAUGAGGAUAUUUGGAAGACAGCUCCUAAAGGCACAGAAUUUGCUGUUGUGAUUGUGGAAGAAAAAUCUCCUGUGUCACUUACUGGACGACAGGUAAUGCUAGACUUGUCUCAGUUCAAAACUCUACAUGUGAGACGUAUGCUGGAAGACACCAGACCUGACUUGAAACUCCAGAUUGAGGACUAUCCUGCAAUAUUUGCUAUAUCAAGGCAGGGUAAUUGGAAACGUAUGGGAGAAGAUGAUACUGAGAGGCAAGACAUAGUAGUUACUUUAAAAGAUCUGAUAGGUGUUAAACACACAGAAUCUGAGUCUCAAAGACAACUAGUCCACUUCAAACAGAAGCCCAUAGCAACAAGUAAGACAAUGGGCGCUCACAUGCAAGAUCUUCUAUCAACAUUGGCAUACUCCCUCCGACAGGAAAUUGCACAUCACCAAAACAUCAUGGGUGAACAUCUUUCUGCACUAAAAGAUUACAUAGUUGUACUGUGCAAGUUUUUCCCUGGAAGUGAGGAAACAAUUAAUUUUUUGAUGAAACUACGGAACUGGCUGGCGACUAAGGAGAUAAGUGUUUCUGGUCAAGAGUGGCUCCAGUUUAUAGAUUACAACAAUGACAUUACAACACAUACACAUUUCCCGACUGUCAUUAAAUGGACAUGUUGUCAAGGUAGCAAGCCAAACUUGAGGGGAUAUAAUUGUGGUUUGUGGACCCUAUUCCACACACUGACUGUCUCAGCUAUGAUACAACAAGAAGAUGACGAGAAUCCUGACUCAAGAGAGGUUGCCAUGGCAAUGAAAGGUUACAUCACCAACUUUUUCGGCUGUAAAGAAUGUGCGAAAAACUUUAAGUACAUGGCAGUUACCAUUGAAAAAGAAAUCCACUCAUUAGAUGAUGCAGUAUUAUGGCUCUGGAGAUCCCACAACAAAGCAAACAAACGUCUCCAUGGUGAUCCAUCAGAAGAUCCAGUGUUUCCAAAAAUCCAGUUUCCAUCAGUCAAAGAUUGUCCACAUUGUCGGAAAUCCACAAUCGAACAGUCAGAUGUUCCAAAAUGGAACGACGAGGAAGAAAUACUAGAUUUUUUAGAAGAUUUCUACUCACCUGAAAAAAUAAUAAUGGACGUUGAAAAUUAUCAAAUCGCGAAAAAAUUUAUCAAAAAUAAACCCAAUGAUCCCAGAAGAGAAAACGGACCAAAUGAGAGAGUAAAUCCAAAAUUUGCAAGACAUUUCCAAAAAGAAAGGACAGAAAGAAAUCCUAAAGGAAGAAAAAAAUAUGAAAAUGAUUUGCGUUAUUUGUCCAGCAUUAAUACAUCUAAGGGCUGGAUCAUGGACGGUUAUGACAUUGGAAUAUGCAUCGGUUUCUAUGUCAUUUCUGCUUUUAUUUUAAUGCUUAUCUACUACCAUUUUAGUGUUAAUAGAAAAAUGAGACUGGGCUGUCCCAAAAGGUAGAAACUGAAGAAAGUUUGGCCAAAUCGGUUCGCCCAUUUAAAUGAAACUAUAUCCGAGGAAUUUUAUGUGACUGCAUUAAACUGUUAAGUAGUCUAGUCUGUUAGUAUAGCUAGUUUAUCAUGCCAAAAGUAGACUAACCAAAACAUUAUAUCCUUACUAAGUUUAACAUCUUUUGGAACGAUAGAAUAUUAAAAUACUUUCAGAUUCCAAAAGUUGUUUAACUUUGCAAAUGGGCUAAACUCACAGUUGAAGUUUUGAGGAACAGUGCUGAAUUUCAGUUAAUACCAAAAAUGAAGAUCAACCUAUAUUUGUUCAAUACAGAUUUCCAUAUGUACCAGUUUUCUUUAUUCAAUCUUAUUUGAAUGAUGAACAGCUUAACUCAAAGUAUCAAUAAAUCAGGUUGGGAGAGGGACCAAAGAAUAUUUACAUUAGGCCUAACCUCUUGAAUACCUUUUGUCAUUUUUUGCUUGCUUAUCUAAAAUAUACAAUGUUCCAUGUUCAUUUUGGAAAUAAUUAAAUAACAUCCACUUUAAUAAAUGUUUUGUGUAAAAACAAAACUUGUUAAAGUUAGAAGCAUUUUAGGGAGAAAUUCUGUGACUAAUAUAGUUGGCACCGUGGGUAUUCAAGGGGUUAAACAUUUUAUCCAGUUCAGCUUAGAGUUCUAGUCAGCUAUAAUUUGCCUAAGUAUAUGUAUAUGCCUUAUUUGGCAUUAGGGUGCAGGUCUUGGUACUUGUCUAUAGACAAAUGAAAUACUAUGGAUACUCUGAUAGUUUCAAUAAGUAUAGAGAAUUAACAGGAAAGGUGUGGUGUACAGAUUGACCCAGAGCCUGUUAAUUUUGAUUUGGACCAGAUAAUUUUUCAGCAUUACAAAGGAAAAUAACAUGACAACUGGGCUAAAUUUCAAUUCUCACAAAUAACAUGUUGUCUGAAAUUCUUAUGACACACCCUGCUCAGUAUUCCAGAAAUACUUACUUUUAGAUUGAAUACAGUAUUGUUGUCUGGUGUACUGCUGAUAUAUACGUGCUUGUAAAGAAUGCUUUAUAUUUGUAAUGUAUUGUCAUAUGAUGAAAAGCCAUGUUGGUGUUGAUGAUCAGAUUUCCCAGAAAUUCCCCAGAGAAAAGGUUCAUUAGAAUGAAGAAUUUUAGUUUAUUAACGCAUACGUACAUUUGCUACAUAUCAUAAAAACCUAAUCAAUAGGGCUGCAGAAAUAAAUAUUUUCAGAUAUGAAUGCCAUGCGAUGGAGUCAUAUUGCUCACAUGAUCUGAUUAAGAGUUAGAUUUUAAAUAUUCAUAUACAUAUAACAGCUGAAUGAAUACCAUGUAAAAGGAAUUAUUCUAUUGAUUCUGCAGUAUUUCGAUAGCAACAAAUAUUGUGGGACUGUCAUAUAAGGUUUGUCAUAUAUAGAUAUAGGCCUACAAACAAUCUCCAAAUUUUGCCAAUGGAGAAUAUAACAGGACUUGCAUAUUUUAGUUAAUUUGUGAAUUGCAAAAUCAUAUGCCCAGUAAGAAUGUCUGAUUUAUAGCUCAUUCUUCAUUUUUGCCAAUAAUUUACAAACAUUGAAAUUAAUUUUCAUGCAAAGUUUCAAAUAAAUGAUAUUGAUAUUUGCUCACUGUUAUGCUUUGGUGCUCUAUGGCAAUCUACAAUAAUUAAAAUGGUUGGGUAAAAUGAUAUUGGUCAGCCUUCGGCCAAUCAGGAUGCAGAAUUUCAAUGAAGUGUCUGAUAAAAGAAAAUAUUUGAUUCUGCUUAUUACAACUAAUUUUAUUUUAAUCAACAUGUAUUAUUCAAGCUUGUCUCAGCUGUUUGUGAAACAAAGCUGUUUACCAAUUAUCAUACAAAUAAUUAAUUUUUAAGUUGGCUCGACCUGAAUGAAAAUUCUCUAUUUGUAUGUCAUCACCAUUUUAAUUUCAUCACCAUUUUGUGAUACUGACAUUCAUUGGUUGGAUGUUUGCAUACAGUGAAUUGUAACAUCUUUUUAACCAUUUGCAAUAACUUACUAAGUGGCAACAUUUUGUCAUGUAACUGCCUCGUGAACAAUGGAUGUGAUCCUGACUGGUAUUUUGAUUAUUCCUUAAAGCACAUUUAUGAAAUUGAGUUCAAUAAAGAGUUUACAUAUUUGGCUAUUAGCUUUUAGGUAUGGAAGAACUUGCUUAAAAUGUCAUUUAAAUAACAAUGCCUUCACUGUCUGAAAUAGUCGGAGAAUAGAACUAGAUUGUAUAAUUAGAUUAUAUAUUUGUGUAAAGUGCCCAUAAAUGGAUGUUUUAGUUUAGCAUAUGUAAGACAAGAAAUUCUGAUGAAUGCAUCUAAUGGUUUUGAACUGUUGAAGCCAUAUAUGCAGUUUGAAAAGUUCUGUCAUCAUCAAUGACAUAUAAAUAUUUUUUAACAAAAGUCAAAAAAGAAAAAAGAACCAGCCUUGAAUAGUUGAUUGGAAUAUUCAGAUAUAUCAUUUGAUUAUAUUAAUACAAAAUUAUAGUUUGGCAAUGAAGGGGGUUAUAUUCAAUUCAAAGUAAAAUGCUAAUGCAUUCAAAUACAUGUAUAUAUGUAUUCCCUGUUCUGUACACAUGCUUUAUGUUGAAGGAAGAAGUAAUUGAUCUCAAAAGGUGCUUAUGUUAUAAAUAUAGAACUUAUUGAUCACCCCUCGUAUAACAUAAUUAGUAGGAAGGUGUUUAACUUUGUGAUUGUGAGUAGAGUUGAUGAACUUUGGAACCUAUUUGCAGGUGAUGUUAAUUUCAAACUUUCAACCCAGAAGAGUUAUUUUACAUGGCCGCUUACUUGAAAUGUUCUAUAACAAAUUGCAAUUCAUUCAUUUACAAAGCUCUUCAUCUUGCUAUUCUCCUGUUAGGAGUGGGUGGAUAAUUAAUUAAAACAUGUGAAAGUAAAACUGGUUUAUUCAAGAAUGUCACUAAUCCAAUGAACAUGUUUUGUUUAAAUUAGACCUAUCGUCACCAUGGUGCUGGAUUUUAAAAAUAUAAGUCAUCUUUCAAAUCAAUAAUAUUAGUUAUAAUCUAUGUAUAUUAUCUAAAUAAAGCUCAUUAUGUAUUUAUUGUAUCUUAGAAAUAAUGUGUAUUGUUAAUUUUCUCAACGAUGGAGUUUUAUUACAGAUAUAGCAUCUGUACGUUCCUUCAACUGUUCCCUCAUUAUAGCAAUAAUGCUAUUACUGGUGGGACCCUGAGAUUUGGAUUGUUUAAAUAUGGCUGCUAUCAUGUAAAAAUGGCCAUCACUUGACCCGAGUAAUAUUCAAAGAGGAUACAAUGGGCUUCUCCAGAAUGGCUGC
Molecule: messenger RNA, 5237 nt
Organism: Owenia fusiformis
Lineage: Eukaryota; Metazoa; Annelida; Polychaeta; Sabellida; Oweniidae
Source: the annotation of a GenBank genome assembly